UGUUGAGUUAGAGCUUUGCUUUCCGGGGCAGGUGGUCUGUCGUUGCCGCAGCUGUAGGAAACGGAGGCCAUUUUCCGUUUCUAGGCGAGUGAGGGUAGAGUGCGAGAGGAAAAGGAAGACGAAAGGGCUCAGCGCCUCCCCGCCAGGCCGUGGAGAGAAGGGCAGUUUCGGCAGGCGGGUGAGGUUGCUGAGGCCCCGGGGAGAUGUUUUCUCUAUCGAGCACGGUGCAGCCUCAGGUUACAGUUCCUCUGAGUCAUCUCAUCAAUGCUUUCCAUUCACCAAAAAGCACAUCUGUUUCUGUCAGUGCAUCAGUUUCUCAAAACCAGCAUCGAGAUCUGGUUCUUGAGCAUGAGGCUCCCAGCAAUGAGCCUGUGCUUAACUUAAGGGACCUUGGAUUAUCUGAAUUAAAAAUUGGACAGAUUGAUCAAUUGAUAGACAGUCUACUUCCUGGAUUUUGUAAAGGCAAAAACAUUUCUUCCCACUGGCGUACAUCUCACGUCUCAGCACAGUCCUUCUUUGAAAAUAAAUAUGGUUACAUAGAUGUUUUUAGUACUUUACGUUCCUCUUGCUUAUACAGACAACAUUCAAGAACUCUUAAAAACAUUUGUUCGGAUCUUCAGUACUGGCCAGUUUUCAUACAGUCUCGUGGUUUUAAAACUUUGAAAUCAAGGACACGUCGUCUACAGUCCACUUCUGAAAGAUUAGCAGAAACACAGCAUAUAACACCAUCAUUCAUGAAGGGAUUUCUUUUGCGAGACAGAGGAUCAGAUGUUGAGACUUUGGACAAACUCAUGAAAACCAAAAACAUACCUGAAGCUCACCAAGAUGCUUUUAAAACUGGUUUUGCAGAGGGUUUUCUGAAAGCUCAAGCACUAACACAAAAAACCAAUGAUUCUCUAAGACGAACCCGUCUAAUUCUCUUUGUUUUGCUGCUAUUUGGCAUUUACGGACUCUUAAAAAACCCGUUUUUAUCUGUCCGCUUCCGGACAACAACGGGGCUUGAUUCUGCAGUAGAUCCUGUACAGAUGAAAAAUGUCACCUUUGAGCAUGUUAAAGGAGUGGAGGAAGCUAAACAAGAAUUACAGGAAGUCGUCGAAUUCUUGAAAAAUCCACAAAAAUUUACUGUGCUUGGAGGCAAACUUCCGAAAGGAAUUCUUUUAGUUGGACCACCAGGAACAGGAAAGACACUUCUUGCCCGGGCUGUGGCUGGAGAAGCUGAUGUUCCUUUUUAUUAUGCUUCUGGAUCAGAAUUUGAUGAGAUGUUCGUUGGUGUGGGAGCCAGCCGUAUAAGAAAUCUUUUUCGGGAAGCAAAAGCGAAUGCUCCUUGUGUUAUAUUUAUUGAUGAAUUAGAUUCUGUUGGUGGGAAGCGAAUUGAAUCUCCAAUGCAUCCAUAUUCCAGGCAGACUAUAAAUCAACUUCUUGCUGAAAUGGAUGGUUUUAAACCCAAUGAAGGAGUUAUCAUCAUAGGAGCCACAAACUUCCCAGAGGCAUUAGAUAAUGCCUUAAUACGUCCUGGUCGUUUUGACAUGCAGGUUACAGUUCCAAGGCCAGAUGUAAAAGGUCGGACAGAAAUUUUGAAAUGGUAUCUCAAUAAAAUAAAGUUUGAUCAAUCUGUUGAUCCGGAAAUCAUAGCUCGAGGUACUGUUGGCUUUUCUGGAGCAGAGUUGGAGAAUCUUGUGAACCAAGCUGCAUUAAAGGCAGCUGUUGAUGGAAAAGAAAUGGUUACCAUGAAGGAACUAGAGUUUUCCAAAGAUAAAAUUCUGAUGGGGCCUGAACGUAGAAGCGUGGAAAUUGAUAACAAAAACAAAACCAUCACGGCAUAUCAUGAAUCUGGUCAUGCUAUUAUUGCAUAUUACACUAAAGAUGCAAUGCCUAUCAACAAAGCUACAAUCAUGCCUCGAGGGCCAACACUGGGACAUGUGUCCCUGUUGCCUGAGAAUGACAGAUGGAAUGAAACCAGAGCUCAGCUGCUUGCACAGAUGGAUGUUAGUAUGGGAGGAAGAGUGGCAGAGGAGCUUAUAUUUGGAACUGACCAUAUUACAACAGGUGCUUCCAGUGAUUUUGAUAAUGCAACUAAAAUAGCAAAGCGGAUGGUUACCAAAUUUGGAAUGAGUGAAAAGCUUGGAGUUAUGACCUACAAUGAUACAGGGAAACUGAGUCCAGAAACGCAAUCUGCUAUUGAACAAGAAAUCAGAAUCCUUCUAAGGGACUCAUAUGAACGAGCAAAACAUAUCUUGAAGACUCAUGCAAAAGAGCAUAAGAAUCUAGCAGAAGCUUUAUUGACCUAUGAGACUUUGGAUGCCAAAGAGAUUCAAAUUGUCCUUGAGGGGAAGAAAUUAGAAUUGAGAUGAUAUCUCUUUAAAUGGAUGCACUGCUGGUUUUUCUGCGAGAAUAUAAGUAGCACUGCAGUAGUCUCCUUUUGCAACGCCUUUCACCCUUUCAUGACUUAGUAUCACUCAAGGGUGUGAAACACUUUGUCAACCUUUUGUCACAUUUAUCGAAUUUGGGUUAUUCUCAUGAUGACACCUCUUGCAAAUCAGCAACUCAUAACAAAUAUGUUAAAGAAAAUAAAGAACUAUCAGCACUGAAAACAGCUUGUUUGAGAAAUGUCAAUCAGUUAUUAAGUUGAAAAUAAGAUUUUACGGUUGGUUACGCUACUAGAUGUGGAUAAAAUCGUGCCUUUAGCUCUUUGAAGUAUUUUUGUGUAGUAAAGUAAAAUUGUUGACAGAUUGUCUUUAUUUCUAGGUAGUACCAUUUAUCUUUGAUAAGGAAAUGAUGCUAUUUGGCUGUUGGUAAACCAUAUUUCUACAUACAUCAGUGAAAACUUCAUUAAGAUGUACUUAAUUAUGCUCUAGAUUGUUUAUAUAUAAAAUGUUUUUUAAAAAAUCUUAAGAGUAGAGAAUUGUAAACGUACAAUCAGAAUUUAAAUGGUUAUAAACUUUAAAAAAUGCA
This is a messenger RNA of Pteropus alecto (black flying fox), 2952 nucleotides long. It is a transcript of the gene YME1L1, whose product is annotated as YME1 like 1 ATPase. Gene Ontology annotation, biological process: mitochondrion organization; protein quality control for misfolded or incompletely synthesized proteins. Bases 204 to 2351 code for a protein of 715 amino acids. The record is from RefSeq and is a predicted model, not a curated record. Gene Ontology annotation, molecular function: ATP-dependent peptidase activity; ATP binding; ATP hydrolysis activity. Gene Ontology annotation, cellular component: mitochondrial inner membrane. The transcript is spliced from 19 exons. Lineage: Eukaryota; Metazoa; Chordata; Mammalia; Chiroptera; Pteropodidae.